This is a messenger RNA of Caenorhabditis remanei, 312 nucleotides long. RefSeq lists its product as uncharacterized. The coding region runs from base 1 to 312 and encodes 103 amino acids. The transcript has 2 exons. The record is from RefSeq and is a predicted model, not a curated record. NCBI's taxonomy places the organism in Eukaryota, Metazoa, Nematoda, Chromadorea, Rhabditida, Rhabditidae.
AUGCCUAAUGAUCACGAUGACCAUCCAGAAUGCAACAAAGAAUUAGUGAAGCAAAUUAAAGUUCAAGAAAAAAUAAUCGGUCAGCUGAAAGAACGCAUAAACUUGCUUGAAACAAUCAACACACAGAAGAGCUUGGGUGAUGAAAUUGCAGUAACAUUCUAUUGUUUGGUUUUGGGGGAGCUGACCAGAAUUCUCAAAAACAAAGAGGAUGAAAUCCGUGAGAAAGACGAACAACUGACAGCGGCUCUCAAAUUGAUUGACUCUAGGAGAGGAACACCGCCACAACUACAUGACGACGAUCAAUUGGAUUAA